This is a messenger RNA of Apis cerana (Asiatic honeybee), 1749 nucleotides long. RefSeq lists its product as uncharacterized. Gene Ontology annotation, molecular function: odorant binding; olfactory receptor activity. NCBI's taxonomy places the organism in Eukaryota, Metazoa, Arthropoda, Insecta, Hymenoptera, Apidae. The record is from RefSeq and is a predicted model, not a curated record. Gene Ontology annotation, biological process: detection of chemical stimulus involved in sensory perception of smell; sensory perception of smell. Gene Ontology annotation, cellular component: plasma membrane.
AUGUUAACAUUUAAAUUAACAAGUUUUUUUCUUUUCUUUUCAAUUAUAGCCUUUCUUAAAUAUUGCGUGUAAGCUAUUAUAUGAAGAAUAAAUGUAUAGUUUGAUACAUAUAAUCAAUAUUCGUUUUUUGUUCUGUGUAAAAGAACGUUUUAUUAAAUGCUAUUAGAAAAUUAUAGUUCUAUUGUAAUAUUUUCUUUUGCAUCUGUCUAAUACCAUAUGUCAUAUCACUAUAUAAUAUAACCCCUAAUUAUUAUUGUCCAUAAGUUAACUAGCAGAAAAAAUAUGCUAUAAGAAAUCAUUACCCAACACUAUGAUAAUACAUAGUAUGAUUUAUUAAAUAAAUUAUUAAAUAAAUCAUACUCUAUAUUAUUUGAAAAAUUCUUUUUUUAAAUAAUACUUUGUAUAUAUUGAAUUUGUGCACCAGUUAAGUUUUAUUUCAUUCAAUUUCUAAGAUAAAUUGUUUCUUGAAACUAUGUUGAAACAAGUGACUCCAGAGAAAGGCAUUUAUAUUAUAUGGCUUAGCGUAGCUUUAUCUCUUUGUUGGCCACUUUCUAUUAAUAGUACCAGAAAGCAAAUUGUGUGUAUGAAAAUUUUACAAAUCGGUGCCAUUAUUAGCGCUUUCAUGAUAUUUCUACCUCUAAUUUAUACGAUUUAUUUGAAUUUAGACAAUCUUAACAUGUUUUUUAAAUGUAUUUGCUUAUUAAUGGGUAUAUUUCAACAUAUUGUACAAACUAUUACAUGCUUUAUAAAAUAUGAUACUUUACAACGAGUAGUCGAAGAAAUGAUGAUAUGUAUUAAAGAAAUGCAAUUAUAUGAAAUUAUGUGUGUAUAUGUCGCGAAAUGUAAUGUUUUCUACGGAGGAACUAUUAUAUUAAUAUAUACAACUGCAACUAUUUUUAUAUUAGGACCAACAUUCUUACCAAUUACUUUUCCCUGGGAAACAGAAUAUCCAUUUCAAGUUAAUUAUACAUCUAGAAAUCUUAUUAUAUAUAUACAUCAAUUUUUUUUCACUUAUCAAUGCGCUGCACAUAUAUGUGUAAGUAUGUUUGUAGCGCUUCUACUUUGGUUCACAUCCGCAAGAUUUGAAUGUUUAGUUAAGGAAUUACAGAAAACUACAAAUAUUGAAAUGUUAAUCGUUUGCCUUAAAAAACAAUUACUUUUAAGGAGAUAUGCAGAAGAUGUAGUGAAUUGUAUUCGUUUUAUAAUAUUUUAUACUAUGGUAUUAAGCACAAUUGUACUGACUUUAUCUGGAAUUAUACUGAUUACAACUUCAUCAUUACUUGUGAAAAUACAAUUUUUAACUAUAUGCGUAUCCAUACUUCUGGAAAUUUAUAUGUAUGCAUGGCCAGCUGAUCAUAUGUAUGAUAUGAAUGAAACAUGUAGAAUGAGAUCCUUUUAUUUCCUUCAUAUUCUACUCUCGUUCCAUCUCCAAAGAUUUAGCAUAACCGUUUUACGAAGUGUUUAUGAUUCAAUAUGGUAUGAUCAGACGUUAAAUAUGCAAAAACUCGUGUUGACUACAUUGAUAUAUCAAAAACCAAUAACUAUUUCGAUUAAUGUUGUAUUACCACAACUUACUUUGCAUUAUUAUUGUUUGGUAAGAUAAAUUCAUUAUAAUAAAUAAAUUAAAGAACAACUUUAUAAAUACAAAUAUAUAUAAAUAUAAAUACAAAUUAAUAACAAUUAUAAAUACAAAUUUCAGUAUGUGUCAAAUGCUUUUUCCAUUUUCACUACAAUACGUGCUAUGAUAUA